UUAAAUGCGCAACUUCUAUUACUCCGCCGGAACUGAACUACUCAGGUGAUGGACGGCGAUGAGAAGAGAUCAUUACGGCGGAUUGAUCGUCGUCUCUAGAAUUUCAAGCUUCUUUGGUUCUAAAGCAGGAAACUUUCGUAGUCAAUUUAGGCUUCUCUGCAUUGCAAGCAACUCCUUUACAACGACGCACACUUUCUCUCCGCUUCUCAGACAGUGCAUAGACGAGAGAUGGUUACCAGGAAUCAAGACCAUUCAAGCCCAGAUGCUCAAAUCUGGCUUCCCAGUUCAACUCUCCGGCAGCAAACUCGUCGACGCGGGUUUGAAGUGCGGCGAGAUCGGUUACGCACGCGAGGUGUUCGAUGAAAUGACUGAGAGACAUAUCGUGACGUGGAACUCUCUGAUUGCGUAUUUUAUUAAGCAUAGAAGAAGCAAGGAAGCUGUUGAGGUGUAUAGAUUGAUGAUCACGAGUAAUGUAUUGCCAGAUGAGUACACAUUGUCCAGUGUUUUCAAGGCGUUUUCUGAUUUGGGUCUUGAGGAGGAAGCUCAGAGAAGCCACGGACUUGCUGUGAUUCUGGGUUUGGAAGUGUCGAAUGUGUUCGUUGGAAGCGCUCUUGUGGAUAUGUAUGUGAAGUUUGGCAAAACGAGGGAGGCGAAGUUGGUGUUAGACCGUGUGGAAGAGAAAGAUGUGGUUUUAAUCACUGCUUUGAUCGUUGGUUACUCUCAGGAGGGUGAAGAUGCAGAAGCUGUGGAGGCGUUUCGGAGUAUGUUGGGGGAGGGAGUCCAGCCUAACGAGUAUACUUACGCUAGCGUGUUGAUAUCUUGCGGAAACUUGAAGGAUGUAAGUAAUGGGAAGUUGAUUCAUGGACUUAUGAUCAAGUCUGGGUUUGAUUCUGCUCUUGGCUCACAAACUUCUCUUCUUACAAUGUAUCUAAGGUGCGGUUUAGUCGACGAUUCCUUGUGGAUUUUCAAGUGUAUUGAGUACCCAAAUGAGGUGACUUGGACGUCUCUUAUAUCGGGUCUUGUCCUAAACGGUAGAGAAGAAAUGGCACUUACAGAGUUUAGGAAGAUGAUGCGUGAUUCAGUAAAGCCAAACUCUUUUACGUUGUCUAGUUCUCUCAGAGGGUGUUCGAAUCUCGCAAUGUUUGAAGAAGGCAGGCAGAUUCAUGGGAUAGUGACUAAAUAUGGUUUAGAUAGAGAUAAGUAUGCCGGGUCAGGGCUUAUAGAUCUCUAUGGUAAAUGUGGAUGCUCGGACAUGGCGAGGUCUGUUUUUGAUACUUUGAAUGAAGUUGACGUUAUAUCUUUGAACACAAUGAUCUAUAGUUAUGCACAGAAUGGUUACGGACGCGAAGCACUCGAGUUGUUUGAGAGGAUGAUGAAACUUGGACUGCAAGCCAAUGAUGUAACGGUUUUGAGCGUGCUCUUGGCUUGUAACAACUCUGGAUUAGUUGAUGAAGGUUGUGAGUUCUUCGAGUCCUUUAGAAAGGGUAAGGUCGUGUUAACGAAUGAUCAUUACGCUUGUAUGGUGGAUAUGCUUGGACGAGCAGGGAGAUUGGAUGAGGCGGACAGGCUUGUGAACGAGGUGGUAAACCCUGAUUUGGUUCUGUGGAGGACACUGCUCAGCGCCUGUAAGAUCCAUAGAAAUGUUGAGAUGGCUGAGAGGUUAAAGAGAAAGAUCCUUGAGAUGGCACCUGGAGAUGAAGGAACUCUCAUUCUAAUGUCGAAUCUCUACGCAUCUACUGGGAAAUGGAACAGAGUGAUUGAGAUGAAGAGUGAUAUGAGGGGGAUGAAGCUGAAGAAGAGUCCAGCUAUGAGUUGGGUUGACGUUGAUAGAGAGACGCAUACAUUCAUGGCUGGAGAUUUGUUUUCACAUCCGAACUCGGAGCAGAUUCUUGAAACUCUUGAGGAGCUGAUCAAGAAAGCUAAAGAAAUGGGGUAUGUUGAAGACAAAAGCUGUGUGUUUCAAGACAUGGAGGAGAGUGCAAAAGAGAGGUCUUUGCAUCAACAUAGCGAAAAAUUGGCCAUAGCUUUUGCGGUUUGGAGAAAUGCUGGUGGAAGUAUAAGGAUUUUAAAGAACCUUAGAGUUUGUGUUGAUUGUCACAGUUGGAUCAAGAUUGUAUCAAGAGUUAUAAACAGAGAGAUUAUCUGUAGAGAUUCAAAGAGGUUUCAUCAUUUCAGAGAUGGGUCUUGUUCUUGUAGAGAUUAUUGGUAAAUGAACGAGACUAUGUUUGUGUUUCAAAAAAAAAAGAAAAAGGAAAAAAAGGACGAGACUUUGUUUUAA
This is a messenger RNA of Brassica rapa (field mustard), 2278 nucleotides long. Its product is annotated as pentatricopeptide repeat-containing protein At5g65570. Lineage: Eukaryota; Viridiplantae; Streptophyta; Magnoliopsida; Brassicales; Brassicaceae. Gene Ontology annotation, molecular function: zinc ion binding; protein binding; RNA binding. The record is from RefSeq and is a predicted model, not a curated record. Gene Ontology annotation, biological process: RNA modification.